This is a messenger RNA of Sporothrix brasiliensis 5110, 1512 nucleotides long. Its product is annotated as metabolite transport protein GIT1. Gene Ontology annotation, biological process: carboxylic acid transport; transmembrane transport. The record is from RefSeq and is a predicted model, not a curated record. The transcript is spliced from 2 exons. Gene Ontology annotation, molecular function: carboxylic acid transmembrane transporter activity. Lineage: Eukaryota; Fungi; Ascomycota; Sordariomycetes; Ophiostomatales; Ophiostomataceae. Gene Ontology annotation, cellular component: plasma membrane. The coding region runs from base 1 to 1512 and encodes 503 amino acids.
AUGGCAGAAAUCGCCCCUGCCAGUAGCCUCGAGCAGAUCGACGAGAAGCAAGUCGCGCAGGCGCACAACGGCGCCACCGACGCCGCCGACGCCCGCGAUGGCAACGAAAAGGCAGAUGGCGCGGCCGGCGCUGUUGCGCCCGUCUCGGAGAAGAAGCAGUCCAUGUCGGACCUGUUUACGAUUAUUUGCGCGGGUGCCGCCCUCAUCUCCGACGGCUACCAGAACAACCUCAUGACCAUGUGCAACGUGCUCUUCAAAAAGGAGUAUGCGGCCGUCUACACGUCGGCCGUCAGCACCCAGGUGUCCAACGCGCUGCUGGUCGGCGAGAUCCUCGGCCAGGUCGUCGUCGGCCUCACCUGCGACUACAUGGGCCGCAAGACGGCCAUCGUCGUGACCACGCUGAUGAUUGUCCUGGGCGGCAUCAUGGCCACGGCGGCCCACGGCGCGACCACGCUGGGCAUGUUCUGGAUGCUGACCGUGGCGCGCGGCGUCGUCGGCUUCGGCACCGGCGGCGAGUACCCGGCGUCGAGCACGUCCGCCUCGGAGGCCGCCAACGAGCGCACGCCCACGCGGCGCGGGCCCAUCUUCAUCCUGGUGACGAACCUGCCGCUGUCCUUUGGCGGGCCCCUGGCCAUCAUCGUCUUUCUGAUUGUGCUCUCGGCGGCCGGCAUGGACCACCUGUCGACGGUGUGGCGCGUGUGCAUGGGCAUCGGCGUCGUGUUCCCGCUGUCCGUCUUCUACUUCCGCCUCAAGAUGCUCAACUCGAAGCUGUACCGCCGCGGCGCCAUCAAGAAGCGCGUGCCCUACCGGCUGAUUGUGCGCUACUACUGGAAGACCCUGAUCGGCACGUGCGGCGCGUGGUUCCUGUACGACUUCAUCACCUUCCCCAACGGCGUCUUCUCGGGCCUCAUUAUCGCGUCCGUCGUGCCCGCGUCCGGCGACUCCAUCCUCAAGACCGCCGAGUGGAGCCUGCUGCUGGGCGUCAUCGCGCUGCCGGGCGUGUUUGUCGGCGCCUUUCUGUGCGACCGCAUCGGCCGCAAGAACACCAUGAUCCUCGGCUUCUCGGGCUACCUGGUCUUCGGCCUCAUCAUCGGCUGCGCGUACGACAAGAUCACCAAGAUCCUGCCGCUCUUCAUCGUCUUCUACGGCCUCAUGCAGUCCUUUGGCAACCUGGGCCCCGGCGACAUGCUGGGCCUGCUGUCCUCCGAGAGCUAUGCCACGGCCGUCCGCGGCACCUGCUACGGCCUCAGCGCGGCCCUCGGCAAGACGGGCGCCGCCGUCGGCACCGAGGCCUUCACGCCCAUCCAGAACAACCUGGGCAAGCGCUGGACGUUCAUCAUUGCCGCCAUCUGCGGCGUCGCCGGCAUGCUGGUGACGUACUUUUUCGUGCCCAACGUGACGGGCGAGGACCUGGCCAUCAACGACGAGAAGUUCCGCCAGUACCUGCUGGCGAACGGCUGGGACGGCGAGAUGGGCGAGGACGACCUGCGGGCGCUGGCGCACGAUCUGUAG